Messenger RNA from Hibiscus syriacus, 360 nucleotides. RefSeq lists its product as uncharacterized. The transcript has a single exon. Bases 1 to 360 code for a protein of 119 amino acids. Lineage: Eukaryota; Viridiplantae; Streptophyta; Magnoliopsida; Malvales; Malvaceae. The record is from RefSeq and is a predicted model, not a curated record.
AUGAAUCGGAGAAGCCGAUCUUUAGCCAGGCAUUCCCUGCCUCGAUCCGAACCUUUCUUGAAGUAUCUCAAACCCGGCGCCCUUGCUCGCCUCAGAGAUUCGCGGAUCAGCGCCAGAUCUCACCGAACCAGCUCCCUCUUUCAGAUCUCUCCGUCUUUUCCGUCGUCUAAUGGUGGCCAACUCUCAUCCUCCGCAGCCGUGGACGGCUUCCCUUGCUUUGUGCCGACAGCUAGAGUCUACGGUCCCCGGUGUCUGCAGAGGAGGAAGUUAGUCGCGGCCAAGGGAAUGCUGUUUCAGAGUUCAUCACAGUCGGCUUUGGAUUUGCCAGAUCCGGUUGUGGAUUUGUUAGCUAGUGAAUGA